UCGUGUUUCAAGUUCAAGGUACUACAUUUGCUAGUGUGUUAAUUACUUGCACCUGCGUAACCUGGUAUUUAGAGAUUCGUCUGAAUGGUUUUGCGCAGUUCGGAAAUUCCCCGUGUGUCGUGAAAACGUGAAGAACGUAAGCUUCUUAAUUUUUCGAUUUCAUCUGGUGAUUCUGAUAGUUCAUUGGCAAUUUGCUUCGCUUGAAAAAGCUGCAGCAAAUCAGUCAGGUUUCCCAUUACUCGACAUUGAACCCUUCAGAAAUCAACGAUCAGAUUUCGUUUGUGUGAAUUCUUGCGGAAAAUCCGCAGCUCCUUGGAAGUCAUUGAGAUAUUGUAACAGGAAUCGACACCGAGUAUGGGCGACAGAAUGAUGACGGAAUUAAGUGCUUUGGAUUUAACAAGUUACACUGCGCAAGAAUUAUCUGAUGCCAUGGGACGAGCUUUGUAUCACGUGCAACAUUUGUCAGUUUUUGAAAUCAAGCCCUUCGAUGGCGGCACCACCGAGUUCAUCCAUUUCCUGAUAAGCUUUGAAGAAUUGAUCGUGAAGGGUGUGAAAUGUGGGUCAUUGAAAUUCAUGUUUUUGAAGAAAUAUCUGAGAGGAGAAGCGUUGUACCUCGUCCAAAACAUUGGUGUAUAUAAAGACGCAUACAAGGAUGCGUUGGAAAUAUUGAAAAUGGAGUAUGCAUCACCGAGCAGAAUAAUCCGAGAGGUGAUGAAAAAGCUCGCAGAUUUCCCCGCCAUCAAGGAAAUCGCAAUGACCCUGAUUCAUUAUGAUAUGACAGCAGAUUUGAAUUCAUUCUUGCUAAUGGCGCUGAUCAAAAACAAAUUACCUGCUAAGCUACACAUCGAAUGGGAUCCGUUGAUUCGGAAGAUGCUGAUGUCCGAGGAAACGAAAGGACUGUCAGAGAAGGAUGAAUCAGCGAAGAAAAAAUCAACCGCCGAGGCGGGAGACCGUGUCUGGGAUUUGGCCUAUGCCAUUGUGGGGAGUAUGGCUGAUGAAGUUCUCAGGUCAACGUUGGACAUCAAAUGCUGCGAUGAUAAUUCAUCCUCUUUGGACUUUCACUUUCUCGCGUUCUGUUGA
This is a messenger RNA of Notodromas monacha, 1080 nucleotides long. The record is from the annotation of a GenBank genome assembly. Lineage: Eukaryota; Metazoa; Arthropoda; Ostracoda; Podocopida; Cyprididae.